Molecule: messenger RNA, 3077 nt
Organism: Mercenaria mercenaria
Lineage: Eukaryota; Metazoa; Mollusca; Bivalvia; Venerida; Veneridae
Exons: 4
Coding region: 469-1146 (225 amino acids)
Cellular component (GO): membrane
Source: RefSeq, a predicted model, not a curated record
UGAUUCACGCCACGCUUGUCAGAUUAUGCAAACUACCAUAAACGGAAUUCGUUUCUCUUAUUACAUUAAAAUUUGAAUUUUUACGACCUACUUACUGACAGUCAAGUCAUUCAACCUGGGAUUAUUUCUUUGUGAAGCGCUAAAGUAGUUCUUUGUGUAUUAUUGUUAAUCAAUAUUUGCUAAUUAUACCUCAGGUAGCGGCGUUGAAUUUUAUGCUAAUAUAGUGACAUGCUUGUUUAUACAUUGUAGCAAAUAUGUGAAACUGGAAAAUUCAAGUCGGAAUACUAAAAGACGGUUUAACGAAUCUCUUUAAUUUGGAAAUAAAGUUAAUAUUUAAAUAACGUUGAAGUGAAGAUUACAAGAUGUGACACGGGAAACAAGGGAGCGGUGUUUCGACAUAUAAUACGUGAUAUAUUUAUUUAUAUAUUUAUUUCCGUGUGAUAUCUUUGUGUGACGUAAUCAGUCAGAAUGCAUGAGACUAAGGCUAAAGCACUAGCACUCAGUGGGACUGUCCUUGCACUGGUGUCGACGUUUUUUCAUAUACUCGGGUUUUCAACCCCGCACUGGUUGGAGAGCUUUGAGCAGGCAAAGUCACGAUUCGACAGGAUCGGACUAUGGACCGCUUGCUUCCACAACUUUGGCUACGACAGGGACCAGCUUGGCAAGUUGUAUGACGGUUGCCACUGGAUCUAUUCCUACGAGUACAAGCCAAUAUUUGACUGGCUAAACCCACAAUGGUUCCUGGCAGUACAGGUUAUCAUGACGCUGGUUCUCAUCAUCAAUUGUGUGACGUCAUUUAUUCUGAUUCUUGGCAGAUUUAUGGAAAAAGGUCUAGUGUACACGGAGUUUUCCUCCCAGUUUAUAACGUCAAUGGGAAUGUUCACUUCUGGUUUGAUGACGGCUUUCUGUGUUACAUUAUUUGGGAUAAAAUCUGAUGUGGACAGACAGUGGUUCCCUCGACCUGACCAGAAUUACCUAUCCUGGUCGUUCGGCCUGGUCGUUGUGUCCGGAUUCUUUGCUAUUUUCGCAGCGAUGUGUCUCCUCUUCGACAGCUUAAGGAUCAAGUGGGACAAUGAAAAGAAAAGCAUGGCGGCAGAGCCAUACAAACAGUAUAAAAUGAAACCGGUUCCCCCGCAAUAUGAGUGAUAAAAUAUUGUUGAGCUCAAAAGUGUUUUUAUUACAUUAAUGUAUACGGUUUCAUAUUUUAAACUAGAUCUCACUUUUGUCAUGUAGAUUUGGUGUAAGUCAUACAUUAUCCGUAUUACAAGUUACAUCAUACAUUUCCAUUAUAAUAGGCUGAAUUGUUACGCCUGCUAGUGUUUGCUUUAAAUUUAUUUAUCAAGGGGGCACGUACAGAGUAAAGAUUAAUUGAGCAAAAUGUUUCACUGUAACAUAAAGGCGAAAUUUUGGAUCAAAAACUGCAUGCUCUUGAGUUUCUUAACCAGUAAGUGGGGUUUUGUUUUAUAAUUCAUUAAAUAAUGUUAGCAGUUGUUUGGGUUGGAUGGAAUGUUGCAAAUAAAUGUCUUGAUUUUUGACAUAAUUGUACCACUGAUCGUCCUCCUACAUGAUAUUUGAGUUGGAGACCAAUAUCAGAACACAGUUUUACAAUAAAUCAAUUUUUAAAACUAAGUUUAGAAAGAUAGAUUCAGUAAACAACCUGUCAGGACCUAAGUUAUAUAACUGAAUUUUGAAACCACGAGACGUUUCUCCAGUUUCAGUUCAGCUGUAGAGUUGAGAAUUAUCUUUAUGAUCGAGAACAGUAGACGUGUAUAACAUGCAGGAAGGUGAUAUUAUAUAUCAUUUAUUUAGUAGUAUUAGAUGAUUUAACAUUAUUCUGCACAAUACAACGAUAUGAACGAGUACACAUUUGAAAGAAAAAACACAAUAUGCAAUCCGACACGGGAGAGUUCAAUAUAUGCUUUUGGAUGGAUACGAGGCCAACUAUAUUCCGUAUUGUACAGGACAAUGUCAAAUGUGUGUUUUUUUAUAUUUUAUUCUUAUUUUUCUCAGUCAAUAAGAAACACAAUUCAUAUACAAACAUCUCCUCAAGGGUUUACUGAUGUUGAUAUUCACGCGGAUACAUUAAUUUUACCGAUCAAAUUUAGUCGUAUUGGUUUUUAGAUAACAUGUAGAUUCAAAAAAGGUUGUUGCGUCGUCCAAUACAGAAUAUAUUGAGUCCUAAACGGACAUAUAUAUGGACAAUCACUAGUUUAGAUGCGAAUCGCUGAAUAGAAGAGAGAAAUAUGUACAAGACAAAAUAUAGGCAUGCGGCUGUUAGCAGAUUCACAAUCGCCUCUCGGUGCAAUACUAACUGGCAAAAUUUUACAUUCAUUUUUCAUAAUUUAGGUCGAACAUAUGUUUAUUUCUUAAAUAUUCACACGGGCUUUUUACUCUUUAACAGAUAUUUGACAUACAUGUCUCUUUGGCUAAUGACUCACUUAUAAGACUAUAUCAUUUAAUACAUGAUUAUCUAAUAUAAUUAUUUGGCAAAUGACAAGCCAUGACAUAGUUCAUGCGAAAACUGCAGCGGCAUAGGGCAGUUUAAUACCUUGUGAUAUAUAUAUACAAUAUUUCGAUAUUCACAUACGUAUUAUUUUCCCAUAUCCAGCCGUCUUUUUUUAUAUGUUUUCACAUGUUGAGAGUUAAUUUCAUACAUUAUAUUUUGGGUAUAUAAGACAAAAUGAUAUUAAUAUUAAGCAAGGUAAAUAAAAGACCUGUUACUGACAUUUUUGAUAAUUUAAGGGUUAUCUAAAUAUGAAUAUGUUUCAAAGAUUUCUGAUUAAUUGUGAAAUGUAAAAAAGUUUAUUUCUAUCUUGGUCGAUUGUAACUGAAAUGUGUUUUUCUGUAUCAUAUGCAACAUGUUUCACGGUAUCCAUUUGAUGCCAGAUUUGUAAAAUAUGAUAUUAAUAAAUGCUUUGUGAAACAGGGCCCUGGAGAGUAGUGCUGUUUUCGUUUUAUUUGUAUUUGUUUUAUGUAUUGAUACUAACUUUUAUGUUAUUAUAAGAUGCCUGCAAUUUGUAUAUUGUGAUACACAGUAACUCUGCCAUGACAUUUCGGAUUAAAACUUAACAAGAAGA